AUGUCAGAUGUCUUGUUCGAAAAAAUGCCCCCUGCGCCGCAGAAGUCCCCAGCCUUCAUCUGCGCUGAGAAUAUCGCUCUUUUGCAAUUCCUCCACGAUGUCCCAACCCAGCCAUCCAACAGAAGUCUCCUUGAGACCGCGACAAGUGAUGGCCAAUUACCUCUUUCACUCGAGCACGAGCGGCAGCUCACGGGUAUCCUAGCGACACUCUCUUCGAUUCGCGAAGACGUUGCCCUAAUUACCGCCGUUGCCAUCCGGCAGUUCAACACGCCUGGCAAACACCAUCCGACCUCACUAGAAGUUCUUGUGGCAGUGAACAAAUCGAAGCCCUCCGAUGGAGAAGACUAUCUGGGCUCAUUAGAGUAUCGCGCCUUCGUCGACAUCGUGUCCAUCUGCAAGGAGCGUAUCUUGUCACGCCUUCGCUUUGGCAAGCACAAGCGGGGAAAGACGAAGGCGGCCCUCAAAAAGCUGCUGCACGACAUGUGCGAUGCAGUUGCCUCACAUAGCUCAAGUAGCCAUGGUCAUAAACGAGCUUUCAUGGAUGGAACCCGACGACUCAUAGCGGCUUUCAACCAGUUCGAGAAACACCAGACAGAUGCAGAGCUUCUGUUACUUGUUGAGGAGAUAGACACCUGGACACGAAUGGGAGACUUAUUCGAUGUGUUCCGCGGGGUCCCAUCCUCAGCAUUGAAUGGCGCUUGCUGCGAAGAUUACCGAAGGAUUUUCAACAAGAUUGGCCAGUAUCGUACCGCCGCUCGCCGGCUAUACCGUCUAACCCGAAAGGUCGACGCCUUGCGCGGUAUUACGAUCAAGCCCGUCCAUCUUGGGCCUAGUGCUUUCAUCCGUCCUGACACAACAGGAUACGUUCCAUCUCUUGUUGACACACUAAGCAGACUAUCGGCCAAGAAGACGAAAAAGGGCCUCGCUGCCACGUUGUGCAAUUGUAUGGGGAAAGCCACUCUCUCGGCAGAGCAUGACUUUAUGCAAAACACUCUUCGGAUUCUCGCCGAAUCUAGAAUCCACGCUGAAGUCCAAAUAUUAGUGUAUUUGAAGAACCUACCUCCCAAUGAGCUCUCUACCACCAGAGUGAUUCAGUCGAUGAAGAAAGCCUGCUUUUUAUGCAACGAAAUAUUGGCACUCAAUAGGAGCCCCAGCGUUCCAAAGAGUCAUGGACGCCUAUAUUCGGGGUGGAGACUGCCCGCACUGCCGGGCUUGAAGCACCUUCAGCUCCAGCUCAAUGAGUCACUCCAGCGACAUGCUUGUAAAAGUAUUGAGAGGGUGUUGCAGAAGAAGCAGAUGAUGGCCCUAGUCCACCCUAUUGAGAGCACUGCCCUAACAGUAUCGGAGGUCACAGUCACAGAGGCAGAGACUUUAAAUGCUGCCGAGACAUCCUCUGAGCCUGGGGCGUUGGCACAAGGUCAAGGCCGCAAAAUUAUGCUAGAUCCUGCUGAAGAUGAUGCUACAGACGCAUCAUCUGCUUUAUCUGAGGCGGGUUUGGUCACAAUGGCGAUGACAACUUCCCCCAGAGACACACCAAGCAGCAUUUCUCAAGACGACACAAACAGCCGUCAGGAUCAGCAGCCCUCAUUUUACUUGUGCCCUGGAGAUACGUCCUUGAUCCACAAAUUCGGGGAAUCGGAAAUGUCGAUUGAGUAUGCUGUGGCCCCAGAUCAUCCAAAAUCAGGCAUUCCACUAGUGUAUCACAUCAGGCAACUAGACGAGAAAAACGUCGGCACAUUGAAGAGCCAGCAGACGUGUUUCUUUGACGUCAUGUCCCUUGACAAAGGUUCUGAAGCCACACUACCGGGAAAUUCACCUUUCUAUAUCAAUAUGAACGAUAUUGUCGUCGAGUUGACUUUUCACGGUCGCGACACGUAG
Molecule: messenger RNA, 1878 nt
Organism: Verticillium alfalfae VaMs.102
Lineage: Eukaryota; Fungi; Ascomycota; Sordariomycetes; Glomerellales; Plectosphaerellaceae
Exons: 2
Coding region: 1-1878 (625 amino acids)
Source: RefSeq, a predicted model, not a curated record